Messenger RNA from Sorex araneus (European shrew), 1095 nucleotides. It is a transcript of the gene CUNHXorf58, whose product is annotated as chromosome unknown CXorf58 homolog. NCBI's taxonomy places the organism in Eukaryota, Metazoa, Chordata, Mammalia, Eulipotyphla, Soricidae. The coding region runs from base 1 to 1095 and encodes 364 amino acids. The transcript has a single exon. The record is from RefSeq and is a predicted model, not a curated record.
AUGAAUAAUCACUUUAUGAGGUCACUUUCUUCCCUCCCCAAUUCAUCUAAUGUGGUCUGGAGGAAAAAACCAAGCACAGAAUGGCCUAGAGGCAUACCCUCCAAGCUCUCAGCCACCCACAACGAGAAGGCACGAAUAAUACAGAGGGCGUGGCUGGCUUACGCGGACAGAGGAAUAUUUCAACUUCUGAAACACACAGUGUGUGCCGUGGAGCAUUAUGUGGCUCACGAGAUACUGAAGAAAGUGAGCCCCGCAGAAGGUGAGCUUGUGAAAGAUCCUAGCAUGAAGUGCAAAGUCCGAUUCCGAUUUGGUGGGGAAACGUUUCCACCUUACAUUGUCUUUAAAAUUUUUCUGCAUACUGAUGGCCAUGGAUACAAGUAUUUCUGUGGAAGGAAUAUACUGAAGUCCUCGACUGAGGCAGUAGCUGAUUCUUACAGACUUAUGGGGAGAAACAAAUUCUACAAUCAAAUGAUGGAAGAUGAGCGUUUUCACCAGAAAUUUAAAGUCAGCGAUGAGAUAGAUGUUAUCACAAUGAAAGAUUACAUGCAGUAUUCCAGUCUUUUAGAUAAUAUUCCUGCAUCUUGUGGUGGCAGAAAUAACCAUUGGCGUAGAUUAAACCUCAAAAACAUCCCCAAGACAAUGAUGAUAUAUGACAUAAUUGAUUUUGUGCAAUCUGGAACAGUUUCAAAACGUUUCCAAAAAGAAAUGAAAUUUCUGAAACAGAAACCACAGUCAGAAGAAAUGCACCAGCAGCAACUACAGAUUAUUACUGAUGUGAGGAUCUGUCAACCAACAAUUCAUGUACAACUGCCUGCAAGACAAGAAGCCAAAGAAGUUAAAUAUUUGGGCCGGAGAUCUAAGCAAGCACAAACAAAAGUUGAGAAAAUGAGAAAAGCGUAUAAAACACCUACAAAGAAAACCAUGAAAAUGGAACCGGAAGAAAAAGUCAUUCUCUCUACUCCAUCAUUUACCCUUGUGAAACUUAAAGAAACUUCAUCAGGUAUCAGUGAUGAUGAGGACUUUGAAAAGGAAGAACAAGAAUUAUUUCGUUGGUGGCAAGACUUGGUCAUUACCAACAUUUUAGAUACCAGCUAA